Prorocentrum cordatum is the source of this 1077-nucleotide messenger RNA. NCBI's taxonomy places the organism in Eukaryota, Dinophyceae, Prorocentrales, Prorocentraceae. The record is from the annotation of a GenBank genome assembly.
GAUGAGGCCCGCGCUGCAGCGGGAGCAAUCUUCAAACACCCGGAGAACGCUCCGAUCCAACAUCUGUAGCCAUUUGGGCUCAAGUUACCUGUCGCUGUGGUUUUCGCAUAUCCGCUACCCGUUCAGAUCUCCACGCUCCCAAGAUGCGCGGGCUUCUUCUCGGCGCAGCUUCUGCCGCCGCCGUCAGUGGAUUGCAGGUCACUGACCCGCAGGAGCCUAUGCAGUUGAUGGGAUCCCGCGUCGUGUCCGCCCUGGACCCGGAGUUGACCAACACGCUCGGCGAGAAGUUCCAUGUGACUUUGCCUGGAGAGUGGAAUUUGAUUGGGAUUCCCAGGGGGUUCGACCCGUCCAACGCAGGAGCUGCGGAUUUGGUGGUCAAUGCGACUAUUGAGGAUGUGGGGUUGAAAGAUUGCGACGACCUUCUCAUUCGUAAGGUGUCGGUCUUCGGCCAAAAGUUGGGGAGCAACAUCACUUCUCUGGAGUUUUCGGUCGGCAGCGAUGUCUUCAACGAAACUGCCGCUAUGGGGCUGAUCGUCAACACGCCGUCUGGGUCCACCAAUGCCACCGACGAUCCGGCAGCUUUCGUCCAGCUGGUGCCACAAUGCCAGAUCACGCGUCCUCGGGGCCCCAUCGCGGAGCCCACCAAAAACAGUUUCCGCAAGCGCACGAAGCUUUUCACCGCGGUUUGUUCCUUGGAGAACGGCGCAAACGUAAUCACCGUGACUUGGUCUACCGUAUGGCGCGGAUUCAACGCAGGAAGCGUGUACUACCAGAACGACCUGGAGGCGUUCGUGUCGGGGGUCGGGGACGAUCCCGCAGGCCUCCUUGGCCCGGACGAUCACACGGAGGCCAGCCGGAUGGUCACUGGGUGUUUCAAGCCGCAGCCCGUAAACGGCCCUUUCCAGAGUAGGAAAAAGGCUUGAUUGGACGCUUGAGAUGUACAUCGAGCCUCACGGCUGCUGAGGAAGCCGCAGGGUGAUUUUUGUUCGUCGGUGGAGGUUGUUGGCCCCCGCCGUCCUGACCGCUGAGUCUGAACAAAAGAGAGCGCUCCGAUCGAAAGCAAGCACAGGAAAUAAC